This is a messenger RNA of Agelaius phoeniceus (red-winged blackbird), 4545 nucleotides long. It is a transcript of the gene FAM13C, whose product is annotated as family with sequence similarity 13 member C. Gene Ontology annotation, biological process: signal transduction. Lineage: Eukaryota; Metazoa; Chordata; Aves; Passeriformes; Icteridae. The record is from RefSeq and is a predicted model, not a curated record.
AUGGGAGCGGGUGCCUCCCUUUCCAUCUGUCAAUCAUUCUCUUCUAUACAAGUUAGGCACACAACAAAUAAAGUUUCACCAGAGCUACAGUUCAGCAGAGAAGGAAGCACAUUUGGUGUUCCUCUGGAAACCCUUGUAGAGGAUGCAAAGCAAUGUGGGGUUCCUUCUCUUGUGACACAGAUGGUGGAGUACCUGGAGGUAUUUGGUCUGGAGCGUGUCGGUAUAUUUCGGGUUGGUGGCUCAGCAAAUAAAAUCAAGGAAUUGAGGCAGAAGUACAAUCAAGGGGAAAAAGUAGACCUUAUUAAUGAUGGAGAUGUUGAUUCUGUGGCCAGUCUCCUGAAGCUCUUUCUGAAAGAACUACCAGUGGCUGUUUUUCCAGACAAUAUUUGUUCUGGCUUACUAAAAACUUUCCAAGAGCACAAAAUCAACACAACAGAAUGCAUAGAGAACCUGAGACAGUUGCUCAGCUGCCUGCCCAAAGCCCACCAAAACCUUCUUCAGUUCCUGUCUGCUUUCCUGUUAAAGGUGGCAACCUACAGUGCAGUGAAUUUCAUGACUCUGGAAAACCUGGCCAUCGUGUUUGGACCUGCUCUGUUCAAGAUUCCUGUCAGUCCCUUGGCUUGUGAAGAACAAAGGCUUUACAAUGGCCUCCUGCUGUAUUUGCUCCAACACCAGGAGAUGCUUUUUGUUGACCUGGACCCUUGCUUCUCACAGAGACAAGAAGAUGGCCUUCAGGCAAGCAACGUAGAAGAUGCAGGAGGGGACGAACUCACAUUGCUAAGCAUUCAGGAUAAGUCCUUCAACACGACAGCUUUAGCAGAGUGUGACGGGUAUUCAGACUCUGUGCAUGAAGAUCAAGCAGGCAGCUCCAGUCCCAGAGACGAUGAUAACAAAGAAAAUUACCCGGACAACUCUGCUGUCUUAGAGGAAAGGCAGCUGCCUUUGCAAGACACCCAGCAGCACAAGCAGCAGGUUUUAACUGACUGUGCUCUAAGGCCUGAAAUGGGCAACUUAAAGCUGAGGAAACCUAAGCCCAUUGCAAAGCUAGAAAAUGGAAAAAGCCAUGAGGAAAGUCAGGAGCUGGAGUGUGCAUUGCCAGGCCUCUCAGAGUGGCAGGGGAAGGCUGGAUGCUCAGCUAAUAACUAUGCACAGAACGUGGCUUUGAAAUGCCAGGAAGCAGUGGUGAGAUUCCAGCCAAGAAUAGAUCAGAGCACAAGCAUUUCACCUAAAGAAGCAACUGAUCAAUUUAACAGCUUAAAUGAGAAUUCUUUGUUGAAGCUGCAAGCCCUGGAAACUGAUCUGUGCUCUGCGUUUCUGCCAGCCCAGGAGGAAACUCCCCAGCUGCCGGCACCCAAGGACACAGCCCCUUCUCCAGCCCACAGCAGUGUGCAAGCUGAUGGGGCCAGUUGUGGAGAGCAAUAUCACUUCAUUUCUCCUAUUAUUGAUUUUAAUUUAAUGCAUCAGCAGAGAGAUAGCGAAGAGCCUGUGCCAGCCCACAGGGACUGGCAGAAUGACAUGGAGAGCAGCCCACAGGAGCAUCACUCCCUAGGGACCAGCCGGCUGCUGUAUCACAUCACAGAUGGAGACAAUCCUCUCUUGUCACCACGCUGCUCUAUCUUUAGCCAAAGCCAGAGAUUUAAUCUAGACACAGAGUCUGCCCCUUCUCCACCAAGUGCUCAACCUUUCAUGAUGCCAAGAAGUUCUUCCAGGUGUAGCUGUGAAGACUGCAAAGAACCACAGACAGUAACACAACUUACCAAGCAUCUUCAGAGCCUCAAGAGAAAAAUUAGGAAGUAUGAAGAAAAGUUUGAGCAAGAAAAAAAAUACCUGCCUUCUCAUGGUGACAAAACUUCCAAUCCUGAGGUUCUGAAGUGGAUGAAUGCUCUGGCCAAAGGUCGGAAGCAGCUCAAAGAGCUGAAACUCAGAAUGUCAGAAGAGCAAAACUGUACGUCCACAGUGUCCCAAAGAAAUGAGCAGUGUGAAGGCAGUGGCACCUCUAAAGAGGCUGGCACACAGGAGGCCACCAGCAUGGAACCAGCUCCCUCUGUGGAAGAAACCAUGGACAGUGUGUUGAGACGACUAAAGGAGAAAAGACAACACUUCAACCUUCCUGAGACUAUUAAGGAUAUGACAAAAAAGCAAAUGGCUUUGGAAAAAAUCAAUCUUCAGAAAUGUCUACUAUAUUUUGAGAGUAUUCAUGGACAACCUGUAACUAAGCAAGAAAAGAGUCUCAUGAAACCUCUUUACGACAGAUACAGAAUUAUCAAGAAACUUCUGGCUGCUCCAUCUUUGAUCACAACAAUUCAGGAGGAAGAAGACUCAGAUGAAGACCAUUCUCAAAGCAGCCAUGAGUUAUCAUCUGGCCCAAUGUCUUGCUUCCCUGUUGAAGAGCACCUGUGUUACUCACAGGAGGAGAGUGAGCCUGCACAUAUUUCACCUCUGGAUGAAAAGAAAGUUUACAGGCAAACAGCCUUGUCAAUGUCCAAUUUACAUGAGGCAACAAUGCCAGUUCUGCUCGAACAUCUCAGAGAAACAAGAGCUGAUAAGAAGAGACUUCGCAAGGCUCUCCGAGAGUUUGAGGAGCAGUUCUACAAACAGACAGGAAGGAGUCCUCAGAAAGAAGAUCGGGUACCUAUGGCUGAGGAAUACUCUGAAUACAAGCACACAAAAGCCAAAAUCAGGCUCCUGGAGGUUCUCAUCAGUAAGCAUGAUAUUUCCAAAACAAUUUGAAGUGAAUGCAAUGCUGUGAUACUGUUCUCUAGGGAAAAAAAUAUCCAAGCAAACAAACAAGUAAUGAAAAAGAGAAAGUAAUUUUACAGGUCUUGGUCUGCUGCACGAUUAUUUGACACACUGAGAUUUUUGAUGCACUUUACCAAUUAUAAUAGCUGUGAUGAGAGAGGACAGCAAUAUGCAAGAAUAUUAAGCACGGGUGAGUGGAAUAUAGUAUAUAUUUUUCCUUUUGAAAAAGCCUUGAAGUGCACUGUGAGAAUGUUAAGAAAUUAAAUGGAUGCUGAAGUAAUGUAGAUUCUCAGUUUGACCUGCUCUAAAAGUGUGAGGAAAUGUUCUGGAGGUUUUUAGUACAUCUUAGUACAUGCUAAAGUGCCACACGUUUGUUUCCAGAAUUAACAUGUGUUAUAAUUAAUUAGUAACGUUGGCUAUUAGGGUGCUGAUUCACUACAUUGAAAGAAAUGAAUUUGAGGGAGUGAAGGAAACACUUAGAACAUACUCUAGCUGUCAAGAAAGAGCUGCCAUUCAAUUCCAGGGGCUUCAAAGAAAGGUGCAUAGGAAGAACAGUGCCAGGGCUGGGAGCAGAGCAGUGAUGCUGCUUAUGCAGGAAAAGGCCAGAAAGAGACUGCCAGACAGAACUAGUGGUGUUACAGGAAUAAGAGAAAGUGCUUGGCAAAAUGGAACAGCUGCAGGUUGCUGAGAGAAGAUGGAGCAAAUGUACUGGCUGCUGUCCUUUUCACUAGUUCACAGGACAUGGCUCACAGAAUUUAGAAGUCAGUAAAUAGAUCAGCUACAUGCUAAUUUUGAUUUCUCUAUUAACCUUUGCACUUUGGUUUGCCUGACACUAUAACAUUUGCUUCUCUAACUACCAAAGCUCGUUUAAACGCAUGCACUUUGUAAAAUGUUGAAGUACUUGUGUUAUAAAUUGCCACAUAUAUAUAUAUAAAACAGGACUAGAUUACUGCAUUAUGCUAAGAUAUUUUGGAUAGAUAAAGUACAUGGUAUAUAAGUGAGUGUCACAGUUAUCUGAUGAGGACUGCUAGACUUCUUGUUUACUGAAAAUAAGGUUAGAAAAUGUUAUUUUUCCAUUGGAGUUAUGCAUCUUUCUUAACUUUCAGAGCACCACACUUUGUAAUACUAAGGAGAAUUGUCACUGUUUAUGGUAGGCCAUCGGUGUGAAAAGUGGGACUAGUAAUAGAAAGAUUAUCAGCAGGUUUUGUACUAGCAAUGAAAAGCAGGGAGUCUGGGAAAUUCCUACCCCAGACAGAAAGGAGGGAAGAAUUACUUAAAGAAAAAAUAAGGGACUGGAACCAGUUGAAUCAUGUUUAGUGUUUUGCUUUACCUGUCAUUUUGUAUUGACCACAUAGUAUAAGCAACCUGUUUUUUUAUCUUGGUAAGAAGAAGAAGAUUUUGAUUUUAUAAAGCCUAUUAUGUACCAACCAUGUUUGUAUUUAUCUAGUAUGUAAUGGCAUGAUUUGGAAGAUGUACACAUCUUCAAGUACUAGGGAGGAAAAAAUAUGAACACUAAAAAAAGGAAUUUUUUAUUUUUCAGCCGUUUGUUGUUUCAGUGUACUGAUUUAAUAAUUUAUAACUUAACUUUUAUGAAUCAGAAAUGGUCUUCAUAAAUCUGUUUUAAUUAAAGUCAUCUAGAGCAACAGGAACAGAUACAGAGCUAUUUGAAGUUUACAAACUACAUCUUUGAUAAGGGAAAAUGAUUUAAUGACAUGUAUACAAUUGAUAUUAAAAUGUAAUCUAUAUAUUCUAUAUGAUUGUAUAAUAUUUUAUACAACAGUACAAAUAAAAUAUUUUUCUAUUAUA